Messenger RNA from Purpureocillium lilacinum, 348 nucleotides. RefSeq lists its product as uncharacterized. The record is from RefSeq and is a predicted model, not a curated record. NCBI's taxonomy places the organism in Eukaryota, Fungi, Ascomycota, Sordariomycetes, Hypocreales, Ophiocordycipitaceae.
AUGGCCCUCCUCCGACACGCCGCGCGCGCCGCGCGCUGCACCCGCCAGCCCAUCGCUUCCUCGCGCACCUUCUCCGUGUCCGCCCGACGACAAGGCGGCGGCCACGGCAGCGAGUCGCAGUUCGACCCGCCCACCGGCUGGCUCUGGGGCAUCAAGCCCGGCGAGAAGGCCGAGACCGAGGGCUGGGAGUGGCCCAUGUACCUGUUCUGCGGCAGCCUGCUUGCCACCGGCAUUGCUCUUGCCUUCAAGCCUGACACCACCGUUUCUACUUGGGCCCUCGAAGAGGCACGACGGCGGUUAGAAGCUGAGGGUAUCCUGCCCGACCCCUCACCGGAGAAGAAGAACUAG